CGUGGACGCCAGCCAGGAUCGGCCCCGACGCUGCGCGCUGUCUUGGCCGUGGCCACCGUUGCGUUUGCCCCCUCCGGCCGACGCCGGGGCAGCAGAAGGGCCCGCCCCCGCAGCGAGAGGGAACAGCUCGUCGGGAAAAUCGCCGCCCACCUGGCGGCCGCCGCCGCGGAGAGGCGUGCUGAGGCCGCGCGGGACCUGGAGCAGUUGGCCAGGCUCGGCGAGGCCGCCGCCGUCGUGGCGGCGGUGGUGCCCUACGCGCGCCACCUCCGCCGGGAGGCGCGGGCGGCAGCCGCGCAGCUGCUGGGCCAGCUGGCCGCGGCGGGGCACGCGGGCGCGGCCGACGCGGUCUUCUUUGUUGGCGUGUGA
Molecule: messenger RNA, 366 nt
Organism: Prorocentrum cordatum
Lineage: Eukaryota; Dinophyceae; Prorocentrales; Prorocentraceae
Source: the annotation of a GenBank genome assembly